Messenger RNA from Micropterus salmoides (largemouth bass), 2582 nucleotides. Its product is annotated as C-type lectin domain family 10 member A-like. The record is from RefSeq and is a predicted model, not a curated record. NCBI's taxonomy places the organism in Eukaryota, Metazoa, Chordata, Actinopteri, Centrarchiformes, Centrarchidae. Bases 1105 to 2070 code for a protein of 321 amino acids. The transcript is spliced from 7 exons. Gene Ontology annotation, molecular function: signaling receptor activity.
CACAUUACACAAUACACAGCAAGACCAAACUCCUGGUGUUUCCCGGGGGGCACAACAGUUCAGGAAUUCGUCCAGGAGGACAACGUCGCCCCCCAGUUCUGCCCGGCCUGUUGGGUCGUCCUCUGGGACAACUUCCUGAACUGUUUUGCCCCCCUAUUCUGCCCCCCUAUUCUGCCCGGCCUGUUGGGUCGUCCUCUGGGACAACUUCCUGAACUGUUUUGCCCCCCUAUUCUGCCCGGCCUGUUGGGUCGUCCUCUGGGACAACUUCCUGAACUGUUUUGCCCCCCUAUUCUGCCCGGCCUGUUGGGGAUUGCCUCCGAGACGACCUCCUGAACUGUUGUUUCCCCCUAUUCUGCCCGGCCUGUUGGGUCGUCCUCCGGGACGACCUCCUGAACUGUUUUGCCCCCCUAUUCUGCCCGGACUGUUGGGGAUUGCCUAUGAGACGACCUCCUGAACUGUUGUGCCCCCCUAUUCUGCCCGGACUGUUGGGGAUUGCCUCCGGGACGACCUCCUGAACUGUUUUGCCCCCCUAUUCUGCCCGGCCUGUUGGCUCGUCCUCCGGGUCGGCCCUCUGAACUGUUUUGCCCUCCCGCCCUGCUCUGCCUGUUGGGUCGUCCCCCUGAACUUUACGCCCCCCUUCUCUGUUCUCAGGCCGCCAGCCUGAGCGUUCCCUGUCUGGCCCCCCUCUCUGCUACCUGGACUGUCUGGCUUUUGUUUACAUGGCCGUCCUCCUGUCCUCCCUCCCUCCCUUUAGUCCUGUCUUCUGUUCUGUUGAGUUUAGUUCUCUGUGAGUUUAUUUAUUGGUCAGUUCAGUAUCUGUUAUUUAGUCUGUGUUUGGUUCCAUGUCUUAGUUCUUACUUAUGUGUCUUAGUUCAUGUUUUAGUGUUUACUCCUGGUCUGUGUACUCUGUGUACUCUGUGUAGUGUUUGUGGUUAUCUUGUGUUCUGGUCUUAGUUCAGUCCGUUUCCCUGCUAAGUUUGUAGUCUAUCUGUAUGAUUAGUUUUUAGUCUGUUCUGUGUUCCAGUUUGUUUCUUCUUGUGUCAGUUGCCAGUGCCUUGUGUUCAGUAACAUGUUUUAUGUCUGUUCUCCCAGUAAUUCCUCUGCAUGCCUGUCUCUCUGUUGUCUCUAUGCCUGCCUGUCUCGUUAGUCCUGAUCCCUCUCACCUGUGUUGCUCCCGCCUGCUCGUUAGUUCCUGGUGUAUAUGUGUUUGGUGUUUCUGUUCAGUCCCCGUCCGGUCCGGCCAGCUUGUCGUGCUCUGUCUCAGUUAUUAUCGUGUGUAGUUGUGUUCUGUGUCCUGCCCUGCCUCAUUUGGAUCGUACUUUGUUGGAUUAUUCUGUUGGAUUACUGUGUUCCUUUUGGAUCGUUUAUCUUGGUUUCUUUGGACUCAGCCACUCAACUAACUCGAACACGUCGAACCAACUGUGGUCUGUGGAGAACACUGUUUCUAACCUGACUGAAUCCAUGAGCGCAGUGCAGCAGCUCACCAAAGAUGCAGCCAAAGACGUUCACCGCCUGAAGUUCGCUGUGGAGAGCAACAAGGACCAGCUGACCUCAGUGUCGGAGGAGUUGAAGCAGCUGUCAGCUCUGGACUCCAUCAGGAGGUCGGUCGCGAUGCUCAAAUGUUCCCUCGAACGCAUCAUCCACAACAGUUCAGUGGUGGACGGCUGUUGUCCUCUGGAGUGGGAUAUUUUUGGCACCAGCUGUUAUUUCUUCAGUCAGACAACUUUGUCCUGGGACAAAGCCAGAGACUGGUGCAGUGCACAUGGCUCCCAUCUGGUCAUACUCAACAGCGACGAUGAGUGGGCCUUUGUGACCCGCCACACCCUGGGCAUCUUCUACUGGGUGGGUCUGACCGAUGAGAGGACGGGAAGGUGGGAGUGGGUCAACCAGACGCCGUACAUCAUGAACCGGAGGCGAUGGGCUCCCGGUCAGCCCGACAACUGGAACGGUCACGGCCUGGGCCCUGGUGGCGAAGACUGUGCUCACCUGUUCCCCGAUGGUCGCCUCAACGACCAGCACUGCUCCAUCAAGAUGCGCUUUGUCUGCCAGAAACACAGCCUUCGUGUCUAGACCCACACGGCGUUCACCCUGCUGUACAUCGUAACCGGAGCACCACAAACUGAUCAGCUCUGACCCUCAUCAGUUAAAAACAAGAACAGAACAGUGGAAGGUGAACAGCCGGAUUAUUCCUAACCCAUUAUAGAAAUUAUGAUUCUACAAAACCGUUGUAAAUCAACCCCUUUUUAUUUUCUAGUUGACAGUUUUUUAAACUGUAUUUUUUUUUAAAUAUUUCCCUUCUGCAUGUUGCUUUUCUGUAAAGGUUGAGUUGCCCUGUUGUUGAAAUGUGCCAAAGAAAUAAACCCGCCUUGCCUCUUGCUGUUAUAUGUGCUGACAGACUGGAUAACGUCUCUGAUGAGCUAACAAUAGAAACUCAGAAGACAAAAUAAAAACAAUACAUUUGUCUGCUCAGCUACAUAUCCCACAGGAAGCAUUUCAAUAUAAGAGCGUUAAGCCUGAUUUUGCUGAUUUGUUCAUCAGUGUGUGCUUUUUGUGCUUCUAUGAUUAAACAGGCUAUGUAGGUA